Molecule: messenger RNA, 3027 nt
Organism: Mangifera indica (mango)
Lineage: Eukaryota; Viridiplantae; Streptophyta; Magnoliopsida; Sapindales; Anacardiaceae
Product: protein MALE DISCOVERER 2-like
Exons: 14
Coding region: 688-2856 (722 amino acids)
Biological process (GO): protein phosphorylation
Molecular function (GO): ATP binding; protein kinase activity; protein binding
Source: RefSeq, a predicted model, not a curated record
GGAAAAAAAAAUCAAUUCUAAAGAAAAGAAAAUUUGAGAGAGAGAAAGAAAAAAAAAGAGGUUAAGCCUUAGGCCAUGAGAGAGACGAAAAUGAUGGUCGAAGAGAAGAGGAUCCUCUGAGAUCAUCCUUGGAAAGGGCAGUAAUUGAAAAAAAACUAAAAAAUCACCAUUGCUACAGAUUAUAAUUAUUAUUAUUAUUAUUAAGUUUAAUUUUUCUUUGCUGCCUUUGUGUCUCAGCUCAUCAACUGACCACCUCCGCCACCCCAAUUGUUUGUUUGUUGUUUUUGUUAUUUGCAUUGCUACCUCCACAGCCACCACCUGCGAAAGGGAGAUUCUUUUGUACCCUUUUUGUCCUUCUUUGUGCUGCUGUUGUUGAGUUGAGAGAUAAGAGGAGGGAAGAUAAUAUUUUGAAGAGGGAUAUAUAUUUCAGCCAAAAGGGUGGUUUUAAUCAAUUAAAAAAAAUAAAAAUCAGAGAGCCUGAUAUGAUUAUCACCGGAAGCAAAGUCAUUGGGUUUGAUUUUAUCUAGGUUUUGCAUCGUUGUAAGGAAAUUUAUUUCGCGUUUGGAAAACAAAGGAAGUAUAGUUGUUAUUUUCAUUGUUUGUUGUAUUGGUUUGAAGGGGUUGUUUUAUACAUAAAAACCUGGCGAUUUUGAAUACCAAACACUGCUGCAUUGCGUUCGUCCAGAAAUGGGGGGUAUAUGGACCCCUAUUGGAUUCCGAUUACUGCGUUUCUUGGUUUUGAUUGCGAGUCUUGAAAUUCAAGGAUAUUGGUCUCUCAAUGCCGAUGGAUUGGCUCUGUGGGAAUUCCGCUCAGGGGUGAAUCAGGAUCCUUAUGGCGCCUUUGCAAAUUGGGAUCCAAAGGAUCCCACUCCUUGUUUGUGGUCAGGUGUUCAUUGUCUCAACGGUAAAGUGAUAAUGCUGGAUUUGAAAGAGCUGUAUUUGGAAGGAACAUUGGCACCUGAGCUAGCGAAGCUUAGAGACUUAAAAAUUCUUAUACUCCACAAAAACCGUUUCUCUGGUGCUAUUCCUAAAGAGUUUGGAGAGCUUACAAAGCUGGAGCUUUUGGAUUUAAGGAACAAUAAGUUGAGUGGAACAAUUCCAGUAGAAGUAGGGGGGAUGCUGUCAUUAAAACGCAUGUUGCUUUGCAAUAAUGAAUUUGAAGGUAGCAUUCCUGUGGAGCUCACAAGGCCAAACUUACAAUUUGAAUUGCAAUGUGAUGAAAAUCUUAUAUCUUCUGUGGUAGCUGGAAUUGGAUGUCUAAAUAGAAAGUGUGGACACCGCAUUCAGCAUACCAGUUUCAAGCAACUGAACAAGGCAGAAUCCUUUGUUAGCUUAGUCAAAGGAGUUCUCACUCGUUACCUCAAUCUCUUGCCGCUGCCAGUUUUGAAGCUUGGAAAGGAUUCUCUGGAUACUUAUGGAGACCAUUGCUGCACUUACCUGCCUGGUUCAUCUGAGACACACAUCGUUCAAUAUAUGCAGAAUCUUGUCAAUGUUGCACGUCGUAGGCUACAUGAACAGUCCAGUAACCUCCCUGCUGCACCUGCCACCAGUGGGCCUUCCCCCAACCAAAUCAUUGCUCUUCCAAUUGCCCGAAGUAGUGGAACUUUUCCUGCUGUGCCAAAUGCCAAAAAGAAUCUUCCUCAACCUGCACCACAGCCUUCAGAAGCUGAUGAAGGUUUUCCAUCUCCAAGCAACGAUGUUACAAUUAGCCAACAUUCCCCAAGCCCUCCUUCUCAGUCAACCGGUACGGAAUCUUCAGAUUCCAGUGGGAGUGCAUGGAGGUAUAUUUAUAUUGUUCCUGGUGGAGCAGCUUUAUUCAUAUUUGCUGCAGCCACAGUCGUCAUGUGCCGAACCAGAGCGGCGGAAACCAUUCGUCCAUGGAAGACUGGACUAAGUGGACAGUUGCAGAAAGCAUUUAUUACAGGAGUUCCCAAGCUGAAUCGAUCAGAACUGGAAACAGCUUGUGAAGAUUUCAGCAAUAUCAUUGACACGGGUGACGGUUGCAUUUCAUACAAAGGAACACUUUCCAAUGGAGUUGAGAUAGCUGUUGCAUCAACCACAAUCACUUCUGCCAAAAACUGGUCAAAGAGCUCGGAGACCAUUUACCGGAAAAAGAUUGAUACACUGUCACGGAUUAACCACAAGAACUUUGUCAAUCUCAUUGGCUACUGUGAGGAAGCUGAACCUUUCAGUAGGAUGAUGGUGUUUGAAUAUGCUCCAAAUGGGACUGUAUAUGAGCAUCUACAUGUCGAAGACCUGGAACAUCUUGACUGGAAUGCAAGAAUGAGGAUUAUUAUGGGAACGGCUUAUUGUCUUCAAUAUAUGCAUGAUCUGAACCCACCGGUAGCACAUACCAACUUACAUUCAAGUUGUAUCUUUUUGACAGACGAUUAUGCUGCUAAGGUAGCAGAGGUUAGUUUUCCUUCUCAAUCUGUACUCCAGUCAAAAGUCUCAGGUGAAAAUAGUGUAGGGAAAUCUGAACUGCCUCCUGUGGCUGAUCCAGAAACUAAUGUAUACAAUUUUGGCAUAUUAUUGCUUGAACUCAUUUCUGGAAAGCUCCCAUACUCAGAUGAACACGGGCCAAUUGAGAAAUGGGCUGCUGAAUAUUUGGACAACAAGGAGAGCAUCUGCCAAAUCAUUGAUCCGAACCUCAACUCAGUCAAAAACGAUGAAGUUGAUAUCAUCUGCAAUGUUAUUAAAGACUGCAUCCAACCAAAUCCUGAGCAUAGACCAACGAUGAAAGAUGUUGUUGCUAGAUUGAGGGAAGUGACUAACAUCUCGCCUGAUCAAGCCAUCCCAAGACUUUCUCCCCUCUGGUGGGCUGAACUUGAGAUCCUAUCCUCAGAGGCAACUUAAGUUCUGUCUACUCUUCUUUGUGCUUGUAACUCAAGUCUCUAAUUACUUUGAGUCUAUAUACAAAGAGUAACAUUUUACUUCAACCCUCCGAGACAAAUAUAUGCUGCCAACUCUUGUUUCUCAAUCUUUUUUGGUCUCCUUGAUUUCAUAAAUAAUAUAUAAUAUAUAAUA